GGACACGGUGUUUCAUAACCGCUCUUUUUUAUGACUCCAGUAACCAGGAAGAGGUGGCGGACGCUGCCGGGUUGCCUUUAGAAAAAUGUGCGCAAGUGUGACGCUGCUUAAAACUUUCGCUUCGUUAGUGUGGAUGGUUUCGAUGUGAGUGCGCUUAGGGAUCCAGCUGAGGGGACUGUUUGCUGACCGCCCUGUCGUCAUGUCAGAGUCAGCAUGAGCGCGCAGGAGCUAAGGCGCCCCGCGGAUCAGGGCCCGGAGGAGGAUGUCAGCGCUAAUGAGGACGACGAAGAGCCCAAGGUGUGCCAGGUGUGUGGUGACCAGGCUACAGGAUAUCACUUCAACGCCUUGACGUGCGAAGGCUGCAAAGGCUUCUUCAGGAGAGCAAUGAAGAGGCCGGCCAGCUUCAGCUGCGCCUUCCGGGGAAACUGUGUCAUCACCAAGAGCAACCGUCGGCAGUGCCAGGCGUGCCGGCUGAAGAAGUGCCAGAGCAUCGGCAUGCUGAAGGAGCUGAUCAUGUCUGACGAGGAGCUGGAGCAGCGGCGACACAUGCUGAAGCGAAAACGGGCCGAGCCACUGGCGCUGAGUCCGCAGCAGGAGGGGGUCAUUCAGGAGCUGGUGCAGGCACAGAGGAGCACCUUCGACGUGUCGUUUGUCCAUUUUAAGAAGUUCAGGCCCAUCGACCGUAACCUGGCCCCGAUGCACGAGUACGGCCAAACACUCCUGGAUCCCAGCCCAGUGUUCUCAUCUCCCCAAGAUGGGGCACUAUUCCAGUUCUCCUCUCCCUCAAACUGGGACGAGAGGCCGGGCAUGACAGAUGGGAGCAACAGAGUCUUCAUCACACUGCCUCACAUCGCUGACCUCACGACCUACAUGAUCCAGCAAAUCAUUAGCUUUGCCAAGCUCAUCUCAUUUUUCAGGGAGCUGUCCAUUGAGGACCAGAUCUCGCUGCUGAAAGGUGCCAUGUUUGAGGUGUGCCAGAUCCGCUUCAACAUGCUGUUCAACGAUGAGACAGGCGUCUGGGAGUGUGGGGCCCUGACCUACUGCAUGGAUGAUGCUGCGCGCGCGGGUUUCCAGCGCCACCUGCUGGACCCUUUGAUGAAGUUCCACUACACGCUGCGGAAGCUGCGACUGGACGACACUGAGUAUGUACUGAUGCAGGCCAUCUCCCUGUUUUCUCCAGACCGGCCAGGUGUGACUGACCAGAGGACAAUCGACAGACACCAGGAAAUGGUUGCCUUGAUGCUGAAGACGUACAUUGAGUCCAAGAGGACGUCCACAGAUAAGCACCUGCUGUUCCCCAAGAUUGUGGCAUGUCUGACAGAGCUGAGGUCCAUGAACGAGGAGUACACCAAGCAGGUGCUCGAGAUCCAGGACAUCCAGCCCGACGUCUCUCCUCUCAUCUUGGAGGUGGUCAGUAAGGACCCCUAACACCAACCUACAUGAGCAGCACCAUCAGCAAAGCACAAGACGCAAACUGGAAGAGGGGUUGGGGGGUCUUGAGUAAUCAAACCCAGGUCAAAGUUGUCAUUCAUACUGACAGAAAGCAGACAGCCAUAACACUUUUGGUCCAGAACACGUCUCACGCGUGUGUGACCUACAACUGGCAGUGUGAUAAGGGUAGUGGUGUUUGUGUUCAUCUUUGUAUAUAUUUUAUUUGGUGUUGUGUCGUGGCUGAAUGUAAUAUUUUUUUUGUAAUCUAUUAUGCACAUAUUUAAUUUCUCACUUAAAAUACCACGUACAAAAUGAAUGUUUCCAUUGGCAACCAGGACUCUAGGUGAGAAAGGCCAUUAUCUAGACAGAAAUCACUUUUGUUGAUUUCCAAUUCACAAUUGUGCUGUUGUUUUUUGUAAAAACAUUUUGGGUCGUACCACGUACGUCGCGGGGGGGGGGGGGAGCAGAGGUUCUUACCAUUCAAAGUGCCUCAGCCAAACUGGGAGUCUGGUGGCUUCCAUUGAUCUGCACUGCGUAAUCUCAGUUUCACACACGAGACAGAGCAAAGCAGUAGGUGUACAUUUGUGUAUGAUGGCACUAGUCACCUUUGCUACCAGAUCCUUUCUCAGUGCUGCUAAUGCAAAGGUCAGGUUGACUGGGGGGGGGGACCAGCCUCCACCUUUAAAAGGGCCGCUCUCACUUAUACAGACGCCUUCCGACCAAAAAAAUAAUCUACUGACUUCGAGGUAUUCAUAGCUUACGUACCAUUCAAUAGGACAGGGCAAGGAAUGAGAGUUGGACCAGCAACCUUAAUCACAACUCCAGUUCCUUAACCACUACGCCCUCUUGUGCUGAGCCACUUAAACUGUAACUAACACUUACCUAUGAAUGCAAAUAUAAAAAGAUAUUUCAUAUUGCAUUAGGCUGGCUAACAGCCUUCAUCGUUGGAAGGAAAUGUGCAUGUACGUCAUUGAAAUGCUUAUUUUGUGUUGGUGAAGACUGGUAUCGUAGAAGAUAUUGUCCUUCUGGUUCGUCGAUAUGGGGCAAGUUUAAACGGAAGCAGACGAUCCGCUGAGGUGCCAAAAAUCAUUCCUGUCUUUGCAGAAACCAAAGCAUCAUGUCCUCACUUCCUCCACCCCCCAUACACUAAUAUCCCCACUACCCAGGGGCAGGGGUGGGUCAUAAUUAACCAAAACACAUACUGAAUGCAGUACAUCCAUCUUUCUAUGGUUGUGUGUCAUGUCACUCAGGGUUUAAAAUGUCACGGAAAUCGGCACUCGCUCAGUUAAGGCACUGCUGUCUGUAGCGGCUUUCAAACUGCUGUACUUGUUUCCCGUUGUGGCUGUUGCGCUGCUAUACUGUGACUGUUCCCACACCCAUCUCUGCCAUGUGAAAUCUAUUAAAAAUAUCUGUAGUGUUCA
This is a messenger RNA of Brienomyrus brachyistius, 2852 nucleotides long. It is a transcript of the gene nr1i2, whose product is annotated as nuclear receptor subfamily 1, group I, member 2. The transcript is spliced from 9 exons. Lineage: Eukaryota; Metazoa; Chordata; Actinopteri; Osteoglossiformes; Mormyridae. The record is from RefSeq and is a predicted model, not a curated record. Bases 214 to 1428 code for a protein of 404 amino acids. Gene Ontology annotation, molecular function: nuclear receptor activity; zinc ion binding; RNA polymerase II cis-regulatory region sequence-specific DNA binding. Gene Ontology annotation, biological process: cell differentiation; positive regulation of transcription by RNA polymerase II; negative regulation of transcription by RNA polymerase II.